This is a messenger RNA of Lathyrus sativus (Indian pea), 267 nucleotides long. The record is from the annotation of a GenBank genome assembly. NCBI's taxonomy places the organism in Eukaryota, Viridiplantae, Streptophyta, Magnoliopsida, Fabales, Fabaceae.
AUGAAUGCGUGUAGUAAAUGUGGUGGUUCUAGGGUUUGUGAGAGUGGAGGAGGUAAUGAUAAUGGUGUUAGUUGCUUCAAUCACACCAACGAGUGUUACAGUGAUGCAAACUGGGGCAGAACUUUGGAGCUCAAUAACCCAAGGUUCAGUUCUGUCAAUGUUGCCACUUGUCAUGCAAAUUUUCAACAGUUUGUUGUUUCUGAAAUUCCUCCACCAGCUAUGCCUUGGUCUACAAGUGUUAAUUAUGAUGGUAUACCUUUUUUUUAA